AUGUCCGAGUCCGCGGAAAACGAUAGAGACCCUACCGUCUAUGGUCUAUCAGUCACACCACUCACACAAUGCGCACAUUGGCACUCCCCGCUCGACAUCAUUGCUAUUAAGCAUUUCUGCUGCAAGAAAUUCUACGCGUGCAUCAGUUGCCACGAUGCACUCGAGACGCAUACGUCAGAAGUUUGGCCUCAAACGCAACGGGAUGAGAGUGCCGUGCUAUGCGGGCAAUGCAAGCAUGUCCUGACCGUAGAUGAGUACCUAAAGAGCGGUAGCAACUGCACAAGAUGCACGAGUAAAUUCAAUCCAGGCUGCAAGAACCAUUGGGGGCUAUACUUUCAACUUGAUGGGAAUACGACUUGA
This is a messenger RNA of Bipolaris zeicola 26-R-13, 360 nucleotides long. RefSeq lists its product as uncharacterized. The coding region runs from base 1 to 360 and encodes 119 amino acids. The transcript has a single exon. The record is from RefSeq and is a predicted model, not a curated record. Gene Ontology annotation, cellular component: mitochondrial intermembrane space. Lineage: Eukaryota; Fungi; Ascomycota; Dothideomycetes; Pleosporales; Pleosporaceae. Gene Ontology annotation, biological process: protein import into mitochondrial intermembrane space. Gene Ontology annotation, molecular function: zinc ion binding.